AUGCAGACGGCGCGCGGCAGCUCCGUCCGCUCGGAGCCCUCUGAUAUCGGUGAUGCGUCUCUCUCGACACCCCACUCUCUCGCCCGCGCCCUCACCCUCCGACGAUCCGAGUACAUGGGGCAGCGCCAGCUGCGGGUCAAGAUUGGCUCCUGGAACACGGCGGGUUGUCCCGGCACCGACAGGGAUGUCGGCAGUUGGUUCUUUCGCGAUCAAGGCCUGGCACGGGAUUUCUCCAACUUGACAAUUUCAUCCGCGAAAGCCGACGAGCCAAACGACACUGGCGCGAUUGAUCUCUACGUCCUCGGCCUGCAAGAGGUUGUCGACCUCAACACCACAAAAGAAUACGUCAGCCGAGUCUACGCCGAGAGCAAUAGCCAGAUUACAAAAUGGAGGUCUGCUGUAGAAGCCGCAAUCCCCGCAGGCUACGAGUUUCUUUCGGCCGACCAAAUGGUUGGCCUGUUGACCCUGGUUUACGCUUCGACCGACACUGCCAAGCACAUCUCCAACGUCAGCACACAGCAGAUUGGCACCGGCCUCCUGGGCUACUUCGGAAACAAAGGCGCCGUCGCGACGCGAAUCGUCUUUGGCGAAACCACCCGCAUGGUCUUUGUCAACUCCCACCUGGCUAGUGGUGCAGGCCCGAGCUACCUUGACCGUCGCUGCUGGGACGUCGCCCAGAUUGCCUCCAAGAUGCAGUUUGACCCGGUGGUGAAUAACGGCGUCGCCGAGGAUACCGGCGAUCGGUUCGGAGACGAAGACUUUACCUUUUGGCUUGGUGACUUGAACUUUCGACUUGGGAGCCUACCUGGCGACGACAUCCGAAGGAUUUUAACGCUACAUACGCGCGGCGAGUAUGACGUCGGAAGCGACAAGCCACAAAAGCCCCUAGACGGUGAACCCUUUAUCAUCAUGAACGAUGUCGACAGCGACGAGGAGACGACGACGGCUUCCUCAUUCAGCCACAGCAGAGAGCAAAGCUUCGAUUCAGAAACGUCGUUACCCGAUCCAGACGACUUCCCCCAAGAUCCUAGCCAAGAUCCAGCCUCAUUGCAGGCGACACUGGAUUCCUUGUUGCCUCAUGAUCAACUACGUCAGGUCAUUGCUCGCCGCAAAGCAUUCCACGAGGGAUGGAAAGAAGGCCCAAUCACGUUUUUGCCCACGUAUAAAUACGACGUUGGCAGUGUGGCCCUCUUCGAUACAAGCGAAAAGCGCCGAGCGCCCAGCUGGUGUGAUCGCAUACUCUACCGAACUCGUCAGUACAAGGAAGAGUAUGAAAGAAAGAUGUUGGAUGAAGAGGCUGCCAAGAAGAAAGACGAGGAGAUGAAAUCUCGCGGAAUGGAAAGCGAUGACGACGUGCUAUUUAGCUAUGACCCGGAUGAAGAUGGGGGUGAGCAGGAGCCAGUGUCGUCCACCGACACAGGCUAUCAAUAUGACGAAUACGACGAGAACGAUGACCAGCCUGAUCCUGCAAGUACGGUCAAGGAGCGGGCUAACCUUGAAUUCUAUACUUCUUAUCAGCGAGUCACUUCUUCCGACCACAAGCCCCUGUCGUCCGUCUUUACGCUUACGUGCGACUGCGUGAUACCGGAAGAAAAGGCCAAGGUCCAUGCCGAGGUGGCGCGCCAACUUGACCGCGCAGAAAACGAGGGCCGCCCCGUGAUAACCCUCGUCCUUGAAGGAGACGCGACACAAGACACCAACGUUGUGGACCUGGGAGGGCUCAGCUUCCUCGCGAGGAAGAGCAACUCCAUCACCAUUGCCAACACGGGCGGGGUGCCAGCGACCUUUUCAUUUAUCGACAGACCGGCCAUGGACGACUCUGACAGCGGCACACACUUUUACGAGUGGCUGGCGGCAUCGUUCGUCAAGUCCGACGGCAGCGGCGAGGUGGUUGGGCCGAACGUCAUGCUCGAGCCCGGGGAGACGGUGACGGCGGUCCUCGACGGCCAGGUGUCUUCGAUUCCGUUCCUGCGAGCCCUAAACGACGGACGCGCCUUGCUCGAGGAAGUGCUCGUUCUCCGCGUGGACAACGGCCGAGACCACUUCAUCACUGUGCGCGGCCAGUGGCUGCCGAGCUGCUUCGGACGGUCCAUCGACGAGCUCAUCCGCGUGCCGGAGGGUGGUAUCUGCCGUUUCCUGGAGGACAAGGACAUCUGCGGCGCGAUCCCCUACGACGCUGCCGUCCACUGCUCCGCGCCGCGCGAGCUGUUUAAGCUGACCGAGGCCGUCCAGGCGCUCGCCGAGCGCUGCGCCGCCGACGCCGACAUGCUGGGGGACACCGCGUCGCCGCCCACCACCGCCGGCUGGCCAUUUGACCCAGGUGCGUGCGCCCUCGGCGCUGACGAGAAGCAGGCGGUGCACGCGCGCAUCGUCGCCGCUCUAGACACGGACGCCGCCGUCGCCGACGUCCUCCCCGCCGAGCUGGCCCCGCCCAACCGGCUGGAGCUCGUCGCCUCCGCACUCCUGCUCUUCAUCGCCUCGCUCACCGACGGGCUCGUCCCUGCACACGCGUGCGCCCGACUCGCCACCGCCCUACCCACCACCGCCACCCUCCCGCGCAGCGACGCCAAGGUCGCCGUGCUCGACGUCCUCUCCGCCUCGCCCAACCACAGCAUCGCCCUUGUCCUGCUCACCUCCACCCUCGCGCGCGUCGCCUCGGAACUCACCCCCGCCACCCCAACCGGCCUGCAGCGGCGACUGAGUUUCCGCAGGGGCGCGCCGGCGGCAGCGGAGGGGAGACGCAGGCGGUACGCGGAGGUGCUGGCGCCGCUAGCAUUCCGCAGCGGCGCGGACGGUGGCAGGGACAGGGCGGCGAGGGAGAGGGAGCGCGCGACGCUGGAGCUGUUCCUGGGCCCGGAGACGCGCGACUAG
This is a messenger RNA of Cordyceps fumosorosea ARSEF 2679, 2871 nucleotides long. Its product is annotated as phosphatase family protein. Gene Ontology annotation, biological process: phosphatidylinositol dephosphorylation. The record is from RefSeq and is a predicted model, not a curated record. Gene Ontology annotation, molecular function: phosphatidylinositol-4,5-bisphosphate 5-phosphatase activity. NCBI's taxonomy places the organism in Eukaryota, Fungi, Ascomycota, Sordariomycetes, Hypocreales, Cordycipitaceae. Bases 1 to 2871 code for a protein of 956 amino acids. The transcript has a single exon.